GGGUCUUCGGCUGCCUUCUAUUUCUAGAGCUUCCGUGUCAUUUUGAAGCAGCUGCUUGUGUUUGCAACGGACUACUUUUUGUCUUGUGUAUAGUAUAUAGGAUGGAAUUGGAAGGAUCAGAUACUUUCCACGACCACGCACUGAUUCAGAAGAGAGAAAUUCUGGGCUUGAAUAUAAAGUAUUGUUUACACAAGAAAGGAUGUGGAUGGACUAGCGAAGUGAGACAUGACAAAAUCCAUGACAAAGGAUGUCAGUAUGCAGUUGAUGUUCGUGUGAAUGGAUGUGAUCAAUUAUCUAUGAGAAAUGACAUGGAUGAACAGGUCACCAAUCAACGAGUGAUUUCAUGUGCCUAUUGUAAUCUAAAACUAGAACGAGUAGUACAGGAUCAUUACAAAGAGUGUGACAAGUAUCCUCUAGACUGCAUAUACAAGUGUGGCAUGAUGGUUCAGAGAUGUCAAAUGGAAUAUCAUAUUGGCAUGCAGGGAACAUGUCCAAAGAGUCUUCUUGAUUGUGAAUUCAAAGAUAGUGGUUGUCCGUUCAGAGGAAGACGUGGUGACUUACACAAACACAUCGCAGACAACGUUGUCUUGCAUCUCAGUUUGAUUGCAAAUACUCUUAGAGAAACAAGAGAGAAAUCAGCUGAUACUAUAUUUCAAUUAAAUCGUGAAUUGAAGAUUGCAAAAGACGAACUAAAAGUUACCAGAGAUGAACUGGAAAAGACUACAAGUAAACUGACAGAAACAACAGUUCAACUCUCUGAAGAGAUACAUAGAAGCCUCUAUUUCUCACUAGAGAUACCAAAGACGUUUUUGUUCACUUGGACAAUAGCCAAUUGGCAUGAGAAAAUGAAACCUUCAAAAGGGAAGGAUGGUCUAGAAAAGAUCAACAGCAGUCGAUUCUAUGUUUAUCCGGGCUAUCACUUGUACAUGGUUGCUUACCCAAAUGGUAACCAUCCUGAGUACAGAGAAUGUCUGAGUAUAUUUUUAUAUGCAGGUAAAGGGGAUUUUGACAAGACGGUGAGAUGGCCAUUUCCCUUUUCCUUUGAUAUUGAUCUUGUAGACCAACAAGUUGGAGGGAUGAAUAUUUGUCGCAAACUAUCACCACCAUGUCGAGAUGCACUGAUGUCGUCCACGUGUUCUAAGGGAUGUGGUUAUCGAAACUUUGCUAGUCACCAGCAAUUGAAGUCACGCUGCUACAUCAGAGAUGAUACCAUUUGUAUAAGUCUGUCUGUACACGUCAAGAACGAGGAGGCUCAAGACUAACUAAUGUGCAGUAUAUUAGAAAUUGCUUUGCCUACGAGAAAGCGGAAGUAGGUGUAUAUAUGAACUGAUGCUCGGAUUUGAACUAACAGAAACUGAACGCUCAUCCGUUCUCUCAAAUAAUUUGAGUACAUCAGAAAAAGAAAAUUGAAAGAACGAGUAGCAGUGUAUGCGGUAGGGAGUCCAUUGGACGGCGUAGGGGUGCAUUCCAACGCGUGCUGAUACGCUGAUUCAAUUAAACUAGGUACGGUUUCUGCUAAUCACAUCAGCACAUUCCUGCACCAUGUUUCUGCACCUGUACGUACGCCGCUUCAGACAGUUACUAAUGUUUAGUAAUUCGAAGUGCAUGGUCGCGUCGUUACUGUAGAUGUAGGAGUACGAUUGGCCCAACUGCAAGUUGCACUUCAUGUCUAGAUUUUGUUCAUCACAUACUAGAACACUACCCGAUAGCGCAGAUAGAACCUCUCCAACCUCAUGCUGUGUCUCUCCUGUGCCGUGAGAACAGAACCCACACUGACUACAAGUGAAUUAUGAGACCAAAUAGUACGGUAAAGGUGGACACGCUCACAGUGCUGAUGGCAGGAGGGCCUAGGGUAGACUCGUACCCAGUCUUCUUCCUCGCGCGCUGCACGCGUUUUGGUACGUGCGUUUUGUGGCCGCUGCCACGCCCCUCCCUUCGACGGUACCGCGUCCAACUACUACAGUUACGUAUGUCGUACUGUACCGGCAGACUAGUCGCCAAUUCAAUACCAACUAACUUUACACAAACAAAGUACUGCAUGAUCGCGUAGAGAUUCUCUAGUAUCAGUAUCAACAUUAACUAGGGGUUUCCUCCUGUAUCGUUGAAGGACGCCCCCACACUACACAUAGAUCACACGCACACACAAUAAAAAACCGAUCGGAGUGAAAGACGUCGUUUAGCACUCUGUUGAUCCUCAGAGCGUGCGUCGAAAGAAUGCUGUCACAUGUUUGGGAAGAUCGCUAUAUUACGCGGUUGUGGAGGGCACAAUCAGGUUGGUGGUUGAUCGUGCUUUGGAAAUUCUCCUGGAUCGUGAGAGCUGACAGCGCCGACUAAAUAAACUUUAGUAGCUACGUAGGCAGAUACGCGAGUUUCCGGACAGCCAUGCAGAAGCGACAAAUUUGGGGAUUUCCCAACCAAUUAGCAGCACAUACAGUAUAGGGACAUCGUAUCAAAUUGAGUCAUGGAUGGACGGGAGAGAAAUUCAAGAAUUGGUGAAGGCUGGGCUAUCGCACUCGAACAUAAGUUAUAUAAAUACUUCGAAGAAGACAUCCUGGAGUCAAAGGUUUUUCUGAACGAUUCGUUAGACAAUUUAGUCAUGAGCAAAACAUUCAUUAUCGUUCUGAUUAUCUGGCUUUGACAUGAGGCUGGUAGUCCAGGCAGCUGAUAGAGAAGUAAUGUGUUCUCUUUUUGCUAAACCCGUAUAAACAGAUGGAGACUUUUGCCGUUAGUACACUUCUCUACGUAGGUUGGUCCAGCGUACGGAAGAAAGAUGAUGAAAGGGUACCUUCAAGUAGGAGGACCUAGAGUUAGUGACAAACGCAUUGGACACAUUCUAAGACAAGUUGCUCCUGGAUAACAUGGAAGGAGGCAGCAACUAGAUCAUCGGCAAAUAAAUCCUGUGCCUUACUACCCUCAAUAUCCAGGACACAACGAAACUCGGUUUAUUGUGUGUGCGUAUGUGCGUCUGUUCUAUAUAUGUGUAGUGUGGGGGCGUCCUUUAACGAUACAGGA
Molecule: messenger RNA, 3012 nt
Organism: Corticium candelabrum
Lineage: Eukaryota; Metazoa; Porifera; Homoscleromorpha; Homosclerophorida; Plakinidae
Product: TNF receptor-associated factor 4-like
Exons: 2
Coding region: 102-1262 (386 amino acids)
Molecular function (GO): zinc ion binding; protein binding
Source: RefSeq, a predicted model, not a curated record